This is a messenger RNA of Girardinichthys multiradiatus, 676 nucleotides long. Its product is annotated as monocyte to macrophage differentiation factor 2-like. The coding region runs from base 85 to 573 and encodes 162 amino acids. Gene Ontology annotation, cellular component: membrane. The transcript is spliced from 5 exons. The record is from RefSeq and is a predicted model, not a curated record. NCBI's taxonomy places the organism in Eukaryota, Metazoa, Chordata, Actinopteri, Cyprinodontiformes, Goodeidae.
GGUACAUGAACUGCAGGGUGCCGGCCAAUAAGAGAUACCAGCCGACCGAGCAUGAACAUGUAGCCAACUGUGUCACGCACGCGCAUGGUGGGCGGGUCUGUGCUUUACUUCCUGUCUGUGGACAAAUGGCACCAAGUUGCUGCCUUGCUCUACGGGAGUGGUCUCACUGGCCUCUUCCUCACCUCAACCCUCUUCCACACUGCUGCCUGGAAAAUCAGCCAUCUCCGGACAUGUUUCAGUGAUCUGUGGGCAUCGUUUUAUAGGAAGGUGGAGGAACGUUUCCACAUGUGUGACCGGGUGGCGAUCUACUUCUUCAUUGCUGCCUCCUAUUCUCCCUGGUUGAUGCUGAGGGAGCUGGGACCUUGGACUUACCAUAUGCGCUGGCUGAUUUGGGUCAUGGCUUGUAUAGGGUCCAUGUACGUCUUUUUUUUCCAUGAGAGGUACAAACUGGCAGAGUUGCUGAGCUAUGUGACAAUGGGGGUUGUUCCUGCCUUGGUCAUUCUGUCCAUGGUGAGCACUAAAAACCAAGGUCUAACUGUUGUCUUCUCAGCUUUUAAAAAGAGCAUCAUAUAAGCCCUUCUUUCAUUGUUAAACACUUCCUUCCAUUGUGACUGAACCAAACGGCCCCUAUAGUCAACCUGAGUACUGUUUGUUUCAGCAUAUUUCCUCCAAACAC